This is a messenger RNA of Eptesicus fuscus (big brown bat), 2369 nucleotides long. It is a transcript of the gene PLAU, whose product is annotated as plasminogen activator, urokinase. Bases 121 to 1413 code for a protein of 430 amino acids. The record is from RefSeq and is a predicted model, not a curated record. NCBI's taxonomy places the organism in Eukaryota, Metazoa, Chordata, Mammalia, Chiroptera, Vespertilionidae. Gene Ontology annotation, molecular function: serine-type endopeptidase activity. The transcript has 11 exons. Gene Ontology annotation, biological process: plasminogen activation; fibrinolysis; regulation of cell adhesion mediated by integrin.
GGUAGCUCACAGCGGGGACUCCGGAGCCCAGAACCCGGCGAGCAGCACCCCGUCCACCCGUCCGCGCCGCCCCCGCCGCCGCCGCCGCCGGCCGCUGUCUGGAGCCCCAGCCUCGCCACCAUGAGAAUCCCGCGGGCGUGCCUGCUCCUCUGCGCUCUGGUCGUGAGCAACUGCGAAGACAGCCAUGAUGUUCAUGCGGAAUCUGGUGCAUCAAACUGUGGCUGUCUGAAUGGAGGCACAUGUGUGUCCUACAAGUACUUCUCCAACAUUCAUCGAUGCAACUGCCCAAAGAAAUUCCAGGGGGAGCACUGUGAGAUAGAUACGUCGGCAACUUGCUACCGGGGAGAUGGUCAUUCUUACCGAGGGAAAGCCAACACCGACUUCAUGGGCCGGCCUUGCCUGGCCUGGAACUCUGCCAAUGUCCUUCUGAAGACGUACCAUGCCCUCAGACCUGAUGCUCUCCAGCUGGGCCUGGGGAAGCACAAUUACUGCAGGAACCCAGACAACCAGAGAAAGCCCUGGUGCUAUGUGCAGGUUGGCCUGAAGCAGCAUAUCCAAGAGUGUAUGGUGAACGACUGCUCUUUAAGAAGAAAUCCUCCUGCCAAAGCAGAGUUUCAGUGUGGUCAGAAGGCUCUGAGGCCGCGCUUUAAGAUUGUCGGGGGAGAAUUCACCAGCAUUGAGAACCAGCCUUGGUUUGCAGCCAUCUAUAGGAAGCACCGCGGAGGUUCUGUCACCUACGUAUGCGGGGGCAGCCUCAUCAGUCCCUGCUGGGUGGUCAGCGCCACACACUGCUUCAUUAAUUACCAAAAGAAGCAGGACUACAUUGUCUACCUGGGUCGGUCAAAGCUUAACUCCAAUACACCGGGGGAGAUGAAGUUCCAGGUGCAAACGCUCAUCUUGCAUGAGGACUACAGCGCUGACACUCUUGCUCACCACAAUGAUAUAGCCUUGCUGAAGAUCAUUUCCGACUCGGGCCAGUGUGCACAGCCAUCCCGGUCCAUACAGACCAUCUGCCUGCCCCCAAUGUAUGGAGAUGCUCGUUUUGGCACAAGCUGUGAGAUCGCUGGCUUUGGAAAGGAGAAUACCUCCGACUAUCUCUAUCCAGAGCAGCUGAAAAUGACUUCUGUGGAACUGAUUUCCCACCGGCAGUGUCAGCAGCCCCACUACUAUGGCUCUGAAGUCACCACCAAAAUGCUGUGUGCUGCUGACCCAGAGUGGAAGUCAGAUUCUUGCCAGGGAGACUCAGGGGGGCCCCUGGUCUGCCCCAUCCAAGACCGCCUGACUCUGACUGGGAUUGUGAGCUGGGGCCGUGAAUGUGCCAUGAAGGACAAGCCGGGUGUCUACACGAGGGUCUCACGCUACCUGUCCUGGAUCCGCACUAACACCGGGGAAGAGAAUGGCCUAGCCCUCUGAAUGGCCUAGCCCUCUGGGGGCCCCAGGGAGCCACGGGAGGAGAGGAGCAUCACCCACUCCCACGCUGACCGUCAUUUUUGCAGUCGCUCCAUCUGCACCAGCCACAUAUAAGGAAGGGACUGAGGAGGAGAGGCUCUGCAGAGGUGGUUUUGCUUGUGCUGCCCACCAGGGUGAGCAACAAUGGCUUUAUCCUCAGAUUCAGGACUGGGUGCUGGAUGCCCAGAUCCCCUCUGGCCAGGAUGGAGGGGUGGUCCUGAUCCAGGAUGGUACUGACCAGUAGUUUGUUUUUUUCUGGAGAUAAAAAUGACAUCUUCUAUGCUUGGGAAGGAGAGGUAGCUCCCCCAACAGAGGACAUUCGUGAGGCCUAUUAUUGGGAAAUGAAUCAUUUCCCCAUUAGGAAGUGCAACAGAACUGAGGUCUCUUGAGGGAGCUUGGCCAAUGUGGGAACAGUGGUUUGGGGAGCAGGGACAUUAAUAACUUGAGGGUAGGGCUCUGACAUUCCAUGAAUGUAUCAGGAAAUAUUAUAUAUGCAUGUGUAUAUUUGCACACUUGUGCUCAGGCUGUGAGGAGUCAGAAUGAGUAAGAGCUGGUGUUCCUGUGUCUAACUAUAAGUCUAGAUAUUUCCCUAAACUGUAUGGACUAUGGUGCCGCAUAGAAUGGCCUGUCAGGAGAGGUCAUGGGUCACUCCUGAGGCCUCUUGGGUCUCGCAUGUGAUGAUGCCUAUGAAUGUAUCAUUCUGGGCAUGGCUCGUGACCAGCAUGAAAACUUCAGUUUCACUAUCACAUAAAUGUCCCUUUCUUGGACACUUAUCCCUUCUGACCUUUCAGCCAAAUGCAUCCAAUCCUCACUGAGUGGGGUGAGGACCACUCCUGUACACUGAAUAUUUAAUUAUAUUCUGCUAUUUUUAUUUAUAUCUAUUUUUAUAAUUUUGAAUAAAGAUGAUUAAUAAAAUGUGA